Molecule: messenger RNA, 851 nt
Organism: Hordeum vulgare subsp. vulgare (domesticated barley)
Lineage: Eukaryota; Viridiplantae; Streptophyta; Magnoliopsida; Poales; Poaceae
Product: HMG1/2-like protein
Exons: 8
Coding region: 108-488 (126 amino acids)
Source: RefSeq, a predicted model, not a curated record
CGAGCCCACCCACGCACCAGCACCAAGCCCACGCAGCGCCCGCCUCCUCCCAGUCCCACCCCACCACACCCCUCGCUCCGAUCCCAAGGUUGGCGGCCGGCGGCAGGAUGAAGGCCAAGGCGGGAUCCCGCGCCGGCGGCUCCAGGCUCGCGGUGAAGAAGAGCAAGGCCGACAAGGACCCCAACAAGCCCAAGCGACCCCCGAGCGCCUUCUUCGUCUUCAUGGAUACCUUCAGGAAGGAGUACAGGGAGAAGCACCCCGACGUCAAGCUGGCCUCCGUGAUUGGCAAGGCCGGUGGUGAGAAGUGGAAGUCUCUGAGUGACGCUGAGAAGGCUCCCUACAAUGCCAAGGCCGAGAAGCUCAAGGCCGAGUACACCAAGAAGAUCAACGCCUACAACAACCCACAGGCAGGAGAGGCGUCCGGCGACUCUGACAAGUCCAAGUCCGAGGUGAACGACGAGGACGACGGCAGCGAGGGCGACGCGUGAAGCGGCAGCAGGGGGAGGGUGGUCUCUGGAACGUCGCCGUUUGAUGCUUCUCUGUUUGCCAGUGUCACCGAUCGAUGAUGGAUGUUUGCUGUUAGUUUAGCUCCUUGGUAGUCCCUCCCUCUCUUUCAGGCUCUCCUGCUGCUGCUGGUGGUAGUAAUGGUGGCUCUAGUCCCAUGUAGGCAUUGUCCUGGAUCCGAGUGGCGAAGUUGCUAUAGCCUAGUCGUCUUUCUGUAGGGUCCUGUGCUCGGACCGCCAUCUUCUGUUGCUUCGUUUUUAUGCUAGUUCAGUCUCUGUCGAAUGUACCUAGUGCCGUGCCCCGUGGCUGUUUUAAGAAUCUCAAUAUAUAUGGUGGUUGAAAAGAAA